Messenger RNA from Oppia nitens, 1005 nucleotides. RefSeq names its product chorion protein S38-like. The transcript has 4 exons. The record is from RefSeq and is a predicted model, not a curated record. Lineage: Eukaryota; Metazoa; Arthropoda; Arachnida; Sarcoptiformes; Oppiidae. Bases 1 to 1005 code for a protein of 334 amino acids.
AUGACUGUUAUAUUGACGACAGCGACAAAUGAAUCGGUAGAUAAACAGGGAGUGAAAGAGAGGCUGGUUUUGUGUAAUGAGGGGAAUAGUGUGUUGUUGUCCCCAUUAGAGGGUUUUGCUAAAAGCAGACCAACCAUGAGAUUAGCAAUUAGAUCUAUAGUAUGCUUAUGUUGGGCAGCAUUAGUCAUAGCCGAUGGCUAUGAAGAAGGAGGAGGAGGUGGCGGUUAUGGUGGUGAAGGAGGAGAAGGCGGAGGGGGUUACGGUGGAGAAGGUGGCGGAGGUUACGGUGGAGGAGCCGGCGAAGGAGGCGGCGGAGGUUAUGGCGGCGGAGGCGGCGGAGGUUACGGAGGAGAAGGCGGCGGAGGUUACGGCGGUGGAGGAGCCGGCGGAGGAGGCGGCGGAGGUUACGGAGGCGAAGGCGGCGGAGGUUACGGAAAAGGAGGCGGUGGUGGCGGCGGUUACGGUGGGGGUGAACACGUGGAAUACGCGAGACCAGUGAAGAUAAUAGUGAAACACAUUGCAAAACACAUUCCGUAUCCCAAACCAUAUCCGGUUUAUAAGAAAGUUCCGAUUCCAAAGCCGUAUCCUAUCUUUAAGCCGUUACCGGUGGCCAAGUUUGUACCAAAACACGUCAUUGUGCCGGUCGUGAAACACGUGUUUGCACCAUAUCCUGUCAUAAAGCCGGUUCCGGUGGCAAAACCAUUUCCCGUCCCAAAGCCGGUAGCAGUUCCCUAUCCAGUCAAGGUACCUAAGCCUUACAUAGUACAUGUGCCUAAAUCAGUACCGGUGCCUAAGCCGUACCCAGUGCCGGUGCCGGUCAAAGUACCGAAGCCAGUGGUGGUACCGGUAUUCAAGACUGUCCCGUAUCCCGUUCCCAAACCAGUUCACAAAAUYAUUCCUAUAAUUAAAGAAGUACCAUAUUUGGUGAAGAAGCAUGUUCCAGUUUUAGUCGAGCAUCACUACAAAGAAGUUAAGUUACCGAUGAAAAAAGGAUACGGCUAUUGA